UUCCCAUUCUUCUUCUUCUUCAAUGUUAAAAGUUGGGAGACUCUUUGGAGCUGCAAUGGCUUCUAUUGCAGGAUCCAAUGUCCUUCCUGUCAAAUCUGUUGGGAAAUUCGGACCUCAAUGCACAUUGAAAAGCUUGUUUUCUUCAUCUGGUCCUUAUCAAAAUUUUGUUGAUAGUUCUUGGCAGCUUGAUUGUGAUAAUGAGACAUAUGCUGGUUUGUUGCCAACUAAUUUUGAAGGCGUCCCUAUGGUUGGGUUGGAUGCAAUGAAACACGCAAAUUCUACCCUUGAGGAUUUUUGCAGGUCCUAUUUCAUGUUUCACGGAAUGGACGUAAACAGACCACAGUCAAUAUUCAAAUAUUUACCUGUGCUUUAUUUCACAGGAAGUUUUCUAUAUCAGCUGGAUUGUUUAAAUGAGAAGAUACUGAAUCUACACACCAGUGGAGUUUCUGUUUCAGAAAGAGGAUGCAAGGAAGGACAUCAGAGAUUGAUUACUAAGUUCACAGAUGCACUUCAAAGCAACCCAUUUAGACCACUUACGGGUCUACUUGAAUUUCAUGGUCUUUUGACAGAGAGGAUAAGAGAAGAAUUUAAGUCUGCAGAAGAGUAUUGGCCUUUGGAAAGAAAGCUUUGUAGUCCUCUAAUGAACAAAGACGAGAUCUCCAUUGAAGAUGUGAUGAGGGCAAUUCAUCUAAAAUCAUCUGAUUAUCGAAUUCUAAAUCUUCUUCUAUAUCAGUUGAGAGGAGAAAAGGUUAAUGAUUUGCAUAUGGAAUUUCUAUCAGUCGUAGAAUUCCUGGUGGAGGUAUCCGAUGAUCUGAUUGACUAUGAGGAUGAUGUACUAAAGAACAGUUUCAAUGUUUUGCGUAUGUUCGUCAAAAUAUAUGGAGCUUCAAGAGCCCCAACUAUGCUGGUGAAAUACAUUACUGAGGCUGAGCAGAAGUAUGACAGUUUAUUGAAAACCUUGGAUCCCCAACUAGCUUUGAAUUACCAGAAAAGACGUGAUGAAGUCAUUGAAGAAGGUGGGAAGAUAUAUGGACAAGAUCUUCGAACAUGGAGCAUGCCUAAUGUGAUUGUAGAUGAGGAAUUAUAUCGCUCUAAUUUCACAAAUUCUAAAUGAACAGACAUAUCUGGGUAGAGAUGGUUCAUGGUUGAAUAAAAAGGGGUGAAAUCUCUAGACUUUUACCAUCUGAUUGAUGUAAUUUGCGAUUUUCGCCCAUGUUUUUGAAUUAUGUUCAUUACCAACUGGUAUUUAUCUUACCGGUACGUAAUUCGGUGCAUUGUAACUCCCUGUUCCAUAUAGGCUCAAAUACCCUACAAGAGUACCAAGGUGUUCUGGA
This is a messenger RNA of Quercus lobata, 1334 nucleotides long. RefSeq lists its product as uncharacterized. Lineage: Eukaryota; Viridiplantae; Streptophyta; Magnoliopsida; Fagales; Fagaceae. The record is from RefSeq and is a predicted model, not a curated record. The transcript is spliced from 12 exons. The coding region runs from base 23 to 1114 and encodes 363 amino acids.